This is a messenger RNA of Sphaerodactylus townsendi, 3507 nucleotides long. It is a transcript of the gene CTSF, whose product is annotated as cathepsin F. Gene Ontology annotation, molecular function: cysteine-type endopeptidase activity; cysteine-type endopeptidase inhibitor activity. Lineage: Eukaryota; Metazoa; Chordata; Lepidosauria; Squamata; Sphaerodactylidae. The record is from RefSeq and is a predicted model, not a curated record. Gene Ontology annotation, cellular component: lysosome. The transcript has 14 exons. Bases 50 to 1489 code for a protein of 479 amino acids.
UCCCGCCCCGCCCCCUUUCCCUCUCCUCAGCCGGGCGAACGUCAACACAAUGUUCUCCUCAGCGGCGAUGAGGAUGUCGCCGGCUGCUCCGCUCCGCUUCUUCUGCCCGUUCUUGCUGUUUUGCCUCGCCUCGGCCGGGCCAGGCAGCACGGCGGGGGUGGACGUGGGAGACGCGGCCGCUCGCGAGGCGGCGCGCUUCGCCUUGGCCGAAGCUUCUCAGACGGGUCGCGUCUGGACGCUGACAGGAGCCAAGACCCAGGUUGUGAAUGGCAUCAAAUACUACCUGGACGUGACCUUGCUGAAGAGUCUGUGUGGUGGGACUCUGGCCGAGGCUCAAGAUGCUUCCGGUUGUGUCGCUCCGGGCAAGCUUGAACAAAUUACGUGUUACUUUGAGGUUUGGAGUCAGCCCUGGGCAAGCAAGAAGAAACUUGUGAGGCAAGAGUGCCAUACUGCUGAGCCAUCUGAGGUAGUCCAGAUGGUAAGACUAGAACAUUGGGAGACGUUUCAUCCCAAGGUACCUGUUCUGGAAACUGAGGAGCCAUUCCAAGAGAAGAGGUUACUGCAGAAUGCCUCCAGCCAGCUGGUUUCCCUCUUCAAAGACUUCCUGACCACCUACAAGAAGAGUUACGAGAACCAAAGAGAAACUGAAAGGCGCUUCAAGAUCUUCGCCGAGAACCUGAAGAAGGCCCAGGUUAUUCAAGAGCUGGAUCAGGGCACAGCAGAGUAUGGAGUCACCAAAUUUAGUGACUUGACAGAGGAGGAAUUCCACACUGUCUACUUGAACCCCUUACUGGCCAAACUGCCGCGUCGCCCGAUGAAGCUGGCCGCCAUCCCCACCGAUGCAGCCCCUGGCUCCUGGGACUGGCGGGAUCAUGGGGCUGUCACUGAUGUGAAGAACCAGGGUGACUGUGGAUCCUGCUGGGCUUUUUCUGUGACUGGCAACGUGGAAGGCCAGUGGUUCCUCCACAAGGGCUCCCUGGUUUCUCUCUCUGAGCAAGAGCUGGUGGACUGCGAUUCUUUGGACGAAGCCUGCGGAGGAGGGCUGCCGUCCAAUGCUUACGAGGCCAUUGAGUCACUGGGUGGCCUAGAAACAGAACGUGACUACAGCUACGAGGGAUUUGCACAGAAGUGUGAUUUCUCAAAGGACAAGGUGGCCGUUUACAUCAAUAGCUCACUGGAGAUCUCCCGGGACGAGAACGACAUUGCUGCCUGGCUGGCAAAGAAUGGCCCCAUCUCCAUUGCGCUGAAUGCUUUUGGCAUGCAGUUUUACAGGAAAGGCGUCUCCCACCCUUUCAUACUGUUCUGCAAUCCCUGGAUGAUUGACCACGCGGUCCUGCUGGUGGGCUACGGCACACGCGGCCGUCUUCCAUACUGGGCUAUCAAGAACAGCUGGGGCAAGGAAUGGGGGGAAAAGGGCUAUUAUUACUUAUACCGGGGUAGCCGAGCCUGCGGCGUGAAUACGAUGUGCACCUCCGCUGUGGUACAUUAGGCGCCUGAGGUCUCUCUGCCUCCUCCACGUCAGAACCGUUUCCUUGCUGGCUCUUCCUACAGGCACCAGGGCAUCUUCUCACGGGCACUAGGGCAUGAUCCAGUUACUGCAGCAACUGAUUUCCCAUUUUCUUUCUCAACGGGCCUAAAGUCUGGCCAAAUGCACACUGGGAAGAUCUUGCCCCCUCCCCUUUAAGAUGUGCCAGCCGCAGUUCACUUGCAGAGAUGGGGUUUCAUUCCUUAUGAGGUAGAGCCUUAACCCCUCCUGGGAGGAUCCUGGCAACAUUGGUGUUAGAUAAAUUAGCUUCCCCUCCCCACUCUCUGCAGGAUCAGGUUCCUUUCUGGUGUACAUGUGAUGGGCGACGGUUUUCUGCAUAUUUGGUGGUGAAUGGGACUUUCUCCAGGAUGGUGUAGUGGUGAAGAGCUGUGGACUUUAAUCUGGAGAACUGGGUUUGAUUCCCCACUCCUCCACAUGAAGCCUGCUGGAUGACCUUGGGCUAGUCACGGUUCCCACAGAACUCUCUCAGCCCCACCUAUUUUGUUGUGGGGAGAGGAAGGGAAGGCGUUUGUAAGCUGCUUUGAGACUCCUUACAGGAGAGAAAAGUGGGGUAUAAAUCCAAACUCUUCUCCUUGGAAGUAACAGGCCUUCAACUCACCCACGUUCUGCCCCUCCCAUGCCCUCCCCAUGUUUGUUUAUUUACUCAACAGUAGAAAAACAAAUAACUGACAGAAGAGAUCCAGUUCAGUUAGGCUGUGUUCCCACGGGAACAACUUUCCUUACUAUUGUUUCUUGACACCUGGAAGGCCUGGCGGCAGAGCUCAUUCUUGGCAUGCAGCUGGCCCCAGGCAUCUCCACUCCCAAGGAUUUGGGAUAUCAGGGCUCGGAAGGACUUCUUCCUGAGCCUUUGGAGAGUCUCUUGGUGGGCAACUCUGGGCCAGAUGGGUUAAAAAUAUGACUCUGCAUGACAGAGCCUUAUCCAGCACGCGUCAUAAAAUCUAGCUUUGCUGAGAACCUCACCUGGCCUUUUGGUACCACCCAACUUGGUAGGUUCCCCUUUCUCGUUGGGUAAAUAAGCACGGAAGUGAAUCUUCCCUCAUUUAUGGCAUUACCGGGGUGGGGUGGAGGGGACAGGUUCUAGCAUUGCUUCACAUUGUCUCAAACGUUACUCUGUCCAAGGAAGGCAAAGCGCCUGUUACACCGCCCCGCCCCCCCGGACUGUUUCCUUUUCUUCUGGAUCGCAGCACUGAAAAAGCAGCGCCUCCUCUACUGAUCUUAAGAGGGUGCUCCUGUUUCCGUUAGGUUAGGCCAGUAUGGUCUUUCCAAAGAUGAAAAGGUCAUAGAAACAGUGGAGCCACAGAGACUGUGCUUCCCUUGUUGGCUCCUCCUCCUAAUGCACUGGAAAAUAAUGCCUCUAUGUAUUAGAAUCCAAUGUCUUCCUUGUCCUUUGACCCUUGAUUAUGAUUGUUUGUACAUGUGCUCUGCGAGCCCAGUAUUAGCGUGAUGUUGGCAGUAGGAGUUCGGUGGGCAGGUCAGAUGAGCUUUAGAGCCAGGAGUUUCCUCACUCAUACCUGGUUAGGUCUUCUUCAUGGCCACCCUGAUCAGUACUUCUGCUGCAGCAGUGGAUGCUUGUCUCACUGCCCCAAGAUUAGCAUCUUUCUUUAAAUAAUAAAAAUGGCUCCAUUAGACUGGAGGGUUUUUUUAAAAGGGGCUGCACUCUUUUCCCUGUUAAAAAGUAUUAUGAAAGCUACAUGUUACAAAGGGUGGGUGUAAAGUGUUUCCUGCCUCAACCUUUGCUUGGGUAUAGAAAGACCCAUCUGCUUCAUCUGACACCCCUUCAAAGGUCGAAGCCUGUUACUUUUUUAGAAUCUCUGUUGGAUCUUGGUGCUGAAAUGGCUGUGAUUCUGAACUAGAAGAGGACUAUUUAAUAGACUCACUGCCUGACACUGUGGAUCUAGUCUGUUUAGAGUCGUGGCGCUUGGUAUUGUAUCAUUCCACUUUAAUAAAGGUCAGUGUCAUGA